AUGCCUGCCACACCUGUUAUCCAGCAAACACAAGGAAGUGAAAAGGGUGAAACAGCAAAGGCUGCCACUAAAAGCAAUAAAGAAUCAGUGAUCAGUGGAAAAGACAGAGACACAUUAAGGAAGGGUUUUUUGAGACAUUUGUUUCUGAACAGACAGCAGAUCUGCAGUUUACACAGUGAGAAACUCAAACUCUUCUGUCAGACAACCUGCGUGUUCAUCAAGCUGGAGGAGCUCAAUACAGCAAUGAAGACUUUAAGUGAAAAACUUAAACUUAAUGAAGAACAAAUCAAGUCUCAAGCUGAGCACACUGAGCGUCAGAUUAAACAGCAGUUUGAGAAGCUUCAUCAGUUUCUCAGAGAUGAAGAAGAAGCUACAAUCACUGCACUGAGGGAGGAAGAGGAGCAGACGAUGAAGGAGAAGCUGGAGGAGAUGAUGGAAGAAAAUAACAUCUGCUUUCUAAAGAAGUUUCCAGUCUCAAUGCAAAGAGUCCAGAUCUCAUCACAGCCGGAUCCACAGAUGCCUUCUGGAGUUUUGAUUCAUGUGCCACGUUACUUGAGCAACCUGCCCUUCAGAGUCUGGAAGAAGAUGCAGGACAUUGUCCAAAACACUCCUGUGAUUCUGGAUCCAAACACGGCUCAUCCACGUCUCGUCCUGUCUGAUGAUCUGACCAGUAUGACAAUGAUCGAGAACAAACAACUGCUUCCUGAUAAUCCAGAGAGAUUUGAUGAUUAUUACUGUGUUCUGGGUUCAGAGGGUUUUAACUCAGGAACACACAGCUGGGAUGUGGAGGUUAAAGAGAGUCAAUACUGGCUUCUUGGAGUAACUACAGCAUCAAACCAGAGGAAGGGGUGUGUUUUCUUUAACGCUAAUGUCUGGUUUGUGCAGAACAGAAUGUCUACACUGUCUAGUUUUGCUGUUGAACAGGAUCUUGAGCGUGUGAGAGUUGAUCUGGAUUAUGACAGAGGAACGGUGUCAUUCUCUGAUCCUGUAACUAACACACAUCUACACACAUACACAACCACCUUCACUGACACUAUCUUGCCAUUCUUCUGUUGUUCUUCCUCUUUGAGGAUUUUACCAUCCAACAGUAAGUAA
Messenger RNA from Onychostoma macrolepis, 1095 nucleotides. RefSeq names its product E3 ubiquitin-protein ligase TRIM69-like. The transcript is spliced from 7 exons. Gene Ontology annotation, molecular function: protein binding. Lineage: Eukaryota; Metazoa; Chordata; Actinopteri; Cypriniformes; Cyprinidae. Bases 1 to 1095 code for a protein of 364 amino acids. The record is from RefSeq and is a predicted model, not a curated record.